Stylophora pistillata is the source of this 345-nucleotide messenger RNA. The record is from the annotation of a RefSeq genome assembly. NCBI's taxonomy places the organism in Eukaryota, Metazoa, Cnidaria, Anthozoa, Scleractinia, Pocilloporidae.
AUGAUUAAUCUUUUUAUUUUUUUUUUUCUUAUUUUUAUUUUGGCGGGGUUAUUUAUAUUUCUUUCUUUUUUGAUAGGGGAAAAAAUUCCAGAUCGAGAAAAGGUUUCUGCUUAUGAAUGUGGUUUUGCUCCCUUUAAUUUUUUAGGACGCCCUUUUUCAAUACGUUUUUUUUUAAUUGGUAUUUUAUUCUUGAUUUUUGAUUUAGAAAUCUCUUUUUUUUUUCCCUGAUGUGUUUUAUAUAAUUCGACUGCUCCGUUUGGGUUUUGAACUAUGAUAGGUUUUUUUUUUGUAUUAGUUUUGGGUUUGAUAUACGAAUGAGUAAUGGGGGGAUUAGAAUGAGAGUAA